CAGUAUUUUUUCAAUCUAAAAACCCUUGCUUGCCUAACCAAAAGAAACCCUACUUCUCGUGCGUCUCUCGCGGGUUUUGAAACAAAAUAUAAACACGUAGAAAUCGAAUUUGUCGGUGAAUUUAAUUUCAAAAUUGGGGAUUCAUUGGGGGUUUUAAAUCGCCUGGGUCGGAUUCAAACCCUAAUUCAUGUUUCGUGAUCGUGAUCGCCGAGUUUUGGGGAGGAAUCGACUUUGUCGUGCUGUGUUGUUGGUUUAGAUCUGAAAAAGCGCACAGUCAUGUAUGAUGGAAUGUGAACAUUGUAGAGUCUCGGUCUGUUCUGCUUAUUGUACAUGGAAGAUAGAGAGGAGAGCACCCAUGGUACUGCAAUUCCCAAAAAAUCGAGAUCUUUGGAUCUGAAGAGUUUGUAUAAACCAAAACUGAGAAAAGAGAGUCCAGAGAAGGGCUUAAAGAGGAAAGGGAGUCAUCCUGGGGGUGUUUAUGAGAAUACGAACAAGAAAAAGAAGACCAGAAAGGAAGUGUCUCUAAGUAGCUUAGAGAAUGCUGAUGCUGGCAACAAGAAGGUUAUUGAUGAAGAAUUUCAGAAAGGGCAUGGUCCUGGCAGGCAGGAAUUGUGCGAACAAAAGUUGGAGCCAAAGCAGGGAUCAGGUACCAAUACUUUGCUGAAUAAAGGCUCGUUAUGUUUUGAUGAAAAUGUUUACAUUCCAAAGCGAAGGAGGGAUUUUGUGGGGAGAAGGAAAAUUGAAGUUGGCUUGGCUCCGAAGUUGGCUGGAGAGUCUAGUAAUACAGGUGACCAUGGUGAUCAGAUACUUAAGUUAAGUAGUGAUGAUUUGGACAAGGGGAUUGAGUCGUCAAAGAUCAAACACAAACGAGAUUUUGAUGAGUUUAAGGGAACUAAGAGUAAAUCUGCUGUAAAGAGUGGUGAUUCCUCCUCAAAGAAGUCACUGAAGAAGGACAGAAAGCUAAAGGCAUUUGCUCCAGAUAGAAAUAGGGUUGCAACGGAGGUUAAGCCUCGUAUUGAUAGUAGUAAAACAUCUGAUUACAAGCAAAAGGCUGUGGCUCCGGAUAGGGGCAGGGUUGCCAAGGAGGCUCGACCUCUGAUUGAUGAUGGUAAAACAUCUGACUACAAGCAAAAGUCUUUGGCUCCAGAUAGAAAUAAAGUUGCCAAAGAGGUUAAGCCUCUGAUUGAUGCUAAUAAAAUAUCUGAUUAUAUGCGGGAAGAUGAGGAGGAGAAUCUUGAAGAGAAUGCAGCAAGGAUGCUGUCUUCACGAUUUGAUCCAAAUUAUGCCGGCUUUUGUUCAAGUAGUAAGCCCUCUACAUUGCCAUCAUCAAAUGGGUUGUCCUUUUUGAUCUCUUCGAGUCGGAAUAUUGAUAGUUGUGCGUCUAAGUAUCAUUCAGGCUCAGAAUCAGCAUCAGUUGAUACUGCUGGCAGAGUCUUGAGACCGAGGAAACAAUACAAUGAAAAAGGUCGUUCCCGCAAGAGGCGGCACUUUUAUGAAAUUUCAUUAGGUGACUUAGAUAAACAUUGGAUACUGAACCAGAGAAUUAAGGUGUUUUGGCCUUUGGACCAAAUUUGGUAUCAUGGUCUUGUCGAUGACUAUAACAAAGAAACAAAGUGUUAUCAUGUCAAAUAUGAUGAUCGAGAAGAAGAAUGGAUUAAUCUCGAAACGGAGAGGUUCAAACUCCUGCUACUUCCAAGUGAAGUUCCUGGAAAAGCAGGGAAAAAAAGAGCAGUAAGGAAAAAUAAAAGCUCUGGCCAGCAAAAGGGAAGCCUGUCCAGCAAAGAAAGGCAAAUAAGAGAUGUGAUUACUGAGAAUAAUAGCUGUGGUGAAAGCUGUAUGGACACAGAGCCUAUAAUCUCUUGGUUGGCUCGAUCUUCCCAUCGGUUUAAAUCUUCUGCCUUUAAUGGGGUUAAGAGAAAGAAAAAUCCUAUUACACUUCCAGGUACAGCCUCAUCACUAUGCAACGAAGCUGUAAAAACAGGGAGGCCCUUAGUUGAGAGUUCCCCGAGGGAUGGGAAAAACAGCUUUUCCGGAGAUUCUUUAUCAGAAGAUAAAUUAGGUGAUAACUUUGGGGGUAAGUCUCCAUUGCAAAGCUUCAAUUGCCCUAAAGAUGACAAACGACCUAUUGUCUAUUUUAGAAGGCGGUUUCGUAAGCCAACCCCAAUGUUACAUCAUAUUUCUCUAAAUAAACAUGUUAACACGACUGCAUCUUGUUCCAUUUCUUUUGAUCCUGUGGCUGUUGGGCCUAUGGAUGUAAAAGAGUCCAAUGAUGUGAGGGGUGAGAUGGAGGGACCAUUGUGUUACACACAUAAUGGGGGGGUUUUAAAAUUUUUUUUGGAAACUGGUUCAGCAACGUUCAAGUUUGGCUUAAAGUAUCCAACACAAUCUGUGUUGAAUGGCUCGUUCAAAUUAGAGAAUUUGUGGUUGUUCCGUGCUAUUCUGCUACUUAAGUAUGGUACAGUUAUGAGCCUGUGGCCAAGAGUUCAUUUGGAGAUGCUUUUUGUUGACAAUGUGGCUGGACUGAGGUUUCUCUUAUUUGAAGGCUGCUUGAUGAUGGCUGCAGCCUUUGUCUUUUGUGUCCUUCGGUUAUUUCAUCAACCUGCUGAACAGGGGAAGUAUAUUGACGUGCAGUUGCCUGCUACAUCGAUCCGAUUCAGGUUUUCUAGUGUUUAUGGUAUAAGGAAGCCUCUUGUGUUCACAUUUUACAAUUUCUCCAGAGUGAAGAAUUCAAAAUGGUUGUAUUUAGAUUCAAAACUUCAGAGACAUUGCUUACUCGGUAAGCAGCUCCAUCUCUCCGAAUGCACAUAUGAUAACAUCCAGGCGCUUCAAAAUCAAUCUAGUGAGUAUCCAAUUAAGUCCAUCAGAGGGAACCCGUUAGUGAAGGUCAUGCAGAAGAGGAUUAGGCCAGGGAUUAACAUUAUGGGUGUUUCCAGAGAGUUUUCUCAGGCCGAUACCAGUGAAUAUUCUGACUCUGGCAAGAGGAAGAUUCCUCCAUUUUCACUUUCUUUUGCUGCUGCACCUACAUUUUUUAUUAGUUUACAUCUGAAGUUGCUGAUGGAAAAGUCAGUAGCUCAUAUUAGCUUUUGUGAUCAUGCACUGGUAGAUGAUGAGGAAGACUUUUGUCCGAUGACAGAUGACUGCUCUAGCAUCGAUGAUUGCUCUAACCGGAAUGCAGAAUUUAAUGUGAAGAAAAAUAUGAUUACUUUGUCAAAGGAUGCGGUGCCUGAUGGAUUGACUUGUGCCAAGCCAGAUUUAUUAAUUAGUCCAUCUAAUUGCAGUGAUCAAGUUCUCUCCCAAAAUUACCAGAAUAUUGAUCGUAGUGCUGAUAGAACUUCCAUAUUGGAUUGUUCUGAGAGGCAUCGCAAUGUUCAGUUACCAGACUGGCAAACAUGUCACUUUGACCAUUCUUUUCCUUCAAAUUCUUUAUCUGAUAAGAUUAAAGCCAAUGAUGAUUCUCAUUCUUUCCUGUGCGAUUUGAGUAUACAAAUACCUUCUGUUGAUCAAUUUGAGAAACCUUGUGAUGGUGAUUUGCGUGAUGCUCAACACUCUUCUGAUUUUUCCUGGAAUGCAAAUGGAGGUGUCAGUCUCAGCCCCAACCCAACAGGUCCCAGAAGUUCUUGGCAUCGGAACAGGAAUAAUUCCUCAUCUUUUGGAUUCCAGUCUCAUGGGUGGUCUGAUGUGAAGGGUGAUUCUCUUCACAAUGGUUUAAGCAGUGGACCUAAGAAACCAAGGACACAAGUACAUUAUUCAGUGCCUAUUUCUGGGUAUGAUUACAAUUCAAGGCACAGAAGCCAUUAUCAGAGACAGAGAGGGUUGCCUCACAAGCGAAUUAGAAAGGCUAAUGAGAAGAAAUCAUUGGAUGUUGCUAGGAGUCCUGAAAAGAAUCUGGAGGCCUUAUCCUGUGGUGCUAAUGUGUUGAUUACCCUUGCUGAUAAGGGGUGGAGAGAAUCCGGUGCUCGAGUUGUACUAGAAUUGUUUGAUCGUAACGAGUGGAAACUUUCUGUAAAACUUGCAGGUAUUACAAGGUAUUCAUACAAAGCACAUCAGUUUCUGCAGACUGGAUCAACAAAUCGUUACACUCAUGCUAUGAUGUGGAAAGGAGGGAAGGAUUGGAUCUUAGAAUUUCCUGAUCGGAGUCAGUGGGCUGUUUUCAAGGAGAUGCACGAGGAAUGCUACAACCAGAACAUCCGUGCUGCUUCAGUUAAAAAUAUACCUAUUCCUGGUGUUGUCUUGAUAGAAGAAAAUUAUGAUAAUGAAGCUGAAGCUACUUUUGUUCGUGGCUCUAAAUAUUUUCGACAAGUUGAAACAGACGUAGAGAUGGCUCUGAAUCCAUUGCAUGUAUUGUAUGAUUUGGAUAGUGAAGACGAGCAGUGGAUUUUGACUAUUCAAAAUUCUGAGAAAGAUAAUGGUUUCAUGGAUGGGAUCUCCAAUGAGAUGUUUGAGAAAACAAUAGACAUGUUUGAGAAGGCUGCAUAUGCUCAGCAGCGUGAUCAUUUUACUCCAACUGAAAUAGAGGAACUGACUGUUGAUGUUGGGCCCUUCUGUGUAACCAAAAUCAUUUAUGAAUAUUGGCAGCAGAAAAGGCAGAAGAAGGGAAUGCCGUUAAUACGACAUUUUCAGCCACCUCUAUGGGAAAGAUAUCAACAUGAACUGAGGGAGUGGGAAGUUGCCGUGACGAAGAAUAAUAUUCCCAUUUCUAAUGGGUGCUUGGACAAGGGUGUGGCUUUGGAGAAGCCAGCUAUGUUUGCUUUCUGUUUGAAACCAAGAGGUUUGGAAGUACCAAACAAAGGAUCAAAACAUCGAUCACAAAAGAAAAUUUCGGUCUCAGGCCAUUCAAACAAUGUUCUGUAUGAACAGGAUGGGUUCCAUCCUUACGGACGAAGAUUCAAUGGGUUGGCAUAUGGUGAUGAAAAGUUUGCAUUCCCAGGGCAUAAUUAUGAUUCGGUGGAUGAUUCCCCAUUGCCCCAAAUCUCUCCGAUAUUCUCACCCCGGGACGUUGGCAGCAUGGGAUAUUAUUCUAUAAACAACCGUUAUGACAGAAAUCAUAUACCCAAAUAUAACAGGCACAAGUCAAGGAAAUUUGGAUCAUUUGGGUUUCAUAAUGAUUCCUAUAAUCAGAGAAUUUCAUCUUCAGGGAAGAAAACUGGGGAUGGUAGGUGGAAUGUGGGUUAUUAUGACUUGGCAGGCCACAGGCAGUACCUGUUGGAUGGUUCUCAGAGACAUGGGAUUGAUCAAACUGAUGGUCCAGAUCUCUAUGAACUUAGAGUGCGUGAUGCCUCUGGAGCUGCUCAGCAUGCAGUUAGCAUAGCUAGAAUGAAGAGAGAGAGAGCUCAGAGAUUGCUUUACAGAGCGGAUCUAGCAAUUCACAAAGCUGUGGUUGCUCUUGUGACCGCUGAAGCAAUGAAAGCUUCUGAAGAUUCCAAUGGUGAUGGGUAGAUAAAACAAGAAUGUCUGACUCUGAUAACUUCAUGGAUCCCUCCAGUUUGCAAUUGAGCUGCACAGGGGCUGGCAGCAAGUAGACUCAGCAGUGAGUUUACCAGACAAAGCCAUUGGUUCGACUUUGUUAAUGGCUGUGGCCUAUUGUCAUUAUACUGAACUUCAAGCCGUGAGAGCUGAAAUCAAUGGGAUGGAGGUAGUUUUGUUACUUCAAAGUGCAACUCUUUUGCACGGUUUGCUGGCACCUUCCCCAGCUAUGCCUAGUUCAGUAAUGUUGUUGCGCUGAUCUGCGUGGUAUGGAUCUAUGGAAUUUUGGCUGCCUAUAUUUUGUACAGAAUUUUUUCCCCUUGACCUCAGUUUCAAAUGUUAAAUAUGAAAAUAGAAAUCGGCCAAAUAAUACAACACCACCUUGAAUGGAA
This is a messenger RNA of Vigna angularis (adzuki bean), 5855 nucleotides long. RefSeq lists its product as uncharacterized. The coding region runs from base 331 to 5436 and encodes 1701 amino acids. Gene Ontology annotation, biological process: regulation of transcription by RNA polymerase II. The transcript has 5 exons. Gene Ontology annotation, cellular component: piccolo histone acetyltransferase complex. The record is from RefSeq and is a predicted model, not a curated record. Lineage: Eukaryota; Viridiplantae; Streptophyta; Magnoliopsida; Fabales; Fabaceae.